This is a messenger RNA of Acomys russatus (golden spiny mouse), 3449 nucleotides long. RefSeq names its product inositol 1,4,5-trisphosphate receptor type 2-like. Gene Ontology annotation, molecular function: monoatomic ion channel activity. NCBI's taxonomy places the organism in Eukaryota, Metazoa, Chordata, Mammalia, Rodentia, Muridae. Gene Ontology annotation, biological process: calcium ion transport; transmembrane transport. Gene Ontology annotation, cellular component: membrane. Bases 1 to 3186 code for a protein of 1061 amino acids. The record is from RefSeq and is a predicted model, not a curated record. The transcript has 22 exons.
AUGGCGUAUGACAUGGGCAUCCUUCUAAUCCCUGUAUGUGUGUUUGCUGUGGGACUCUUCGCAAACUAUGCUUCCGACACAGAACACAAAUUAGGAGCCAGUUAUUCAAGUAUUGCUCUGCUGCUGGACUUAAAGUACGGGCUGUUCCCAGGGGGAAGCACGUUACGGAGAAUCCUGCUGCAUCGGUACUUCAAAGGUGACCACAGCGUUGGCGCAAAUGGACCCCUGUCAGGAGCCUAUGCAAAGACUGCACAAGCAGGAGGAGGCUUCUCUGGACAGGACUCGGAUAAGACGGGGACUUCAGUGUCCGACAUCCAGUGUUUGCUGGAUAAAGAAGGGGCGUCCGAGCUUGUCAUCGACGUCAUAGUGAACACCAAGAACGACAGGAUUUUCUCCGAAGGCAUCUUGCUUGGCAUUGCCUUGCUGGAAGGAGGAAACACACAAACCCAGUAUUCUUUCUACCAGCAGUUGCAUGAACAAAAAAAGUCAGAAAAAUUCUUCAAAGUCCUUUAUGAUCGGAUGAAGGCUGCUCAGAAAGAGAUCAGAUCCACAGUGACUGUCAACACCAUAGACUUAGGGACCAAGAAGAGAGACGAUGACAAUGACCUCAUGGCCUUGGGCGCGAGGAUGAGAGUGCGAGAUUCGUCACUACAUUUGAAAGAGGGGAUGAAAGGGCAAUUAACAGAGGCGUCUUCAGCUACGUCCAAGGCCUACUGUGUGUACAGAAGAGAAAUGGACCCGGAGGUGGACAUGAUGUGCCCGGGACAGGAAGCAGGAAGUGCGGAGGAAAAGUCUGCAGAGGAAGUUACCAUGAGCCCCGCCAUCACCAUCAUGAGGCCCAUCCUCCGGUUUCUGCAGUUACUGUGUGAGAACCACAACAGGGAGCUUCAGAACUUCUUGAGGAAUCAGAGCAACAAAACGAACUACAACCUUGUCUGUGAGACACUCCAGUUUCUGGACUGCAUCUGCGGAAGCACCACGGGCGGCCUCGGGCUGCUGGGCCUCUACAUCAAUGAAAAGAACGUAGCUCUGGUCAACCAGACUCUGGAGAGCUUGACCGAGUACUGCCAGGGCCCGUGCCAUGAAAACCAGACCUGCAUCGCCACCCACGAGUCGAACGGGAUUGACAUCAUCAUCGCCUUGAUUCUGAAUGACAUCAACCCUCUGGGCAGGUACCGGAUGGACUUGGUGCUGCAGCUGAAGGACAAUGCCUCCAAGCUUUUGCUGGCCAUCAUGGAGAGCAGACAUGACAGCGAAAACGCAGAAAGAAUCCUCUUCAACAUGAGGCCCAGGGAACUGGUGGACGUGAUGAAGAACGCCUAUAACCAAGGCCUGGAAUGUGACCAUGGGGACGAGGAGGGAGGGGACGACGGCGUCUCUCCGAAGGAUGUUGGACACAACAUCUACAUUCUGGCCCAUCAGUUGGCCCGCCACAACAAACUACUGCAGCAGAUGCUCAAGCCUGGGUCUGACCCCGAGGAAGGGGACGAAGCCUUGAAGUAUUACGCCAACCACACAGCGCAGAUCGAGAUUGUGCGGCAUGACAGGACUAUGGAGCAGAUUGUAUUCCCCGUCCCCAACAUCUGCGAGUUCCUCACUCGGGAGUCCAAGUACCGAGUGUUCAACACAACGGAGAGGGACGAGCAAGGAAGCAAGGUGAAUGACUUCUUCCAGCAAACGGAAGACCUCUACAACGAGAUGAAAUGGCAGAAGAAGAUCAGAAACAACCCCGCCCUGUUCUGGGUCUCCAGGCACAUCUCCCUCUGGGGGAGCAUCUCCUUCAACCUGGCUGUGUUCAUCAACCUGGCUGUGGCUCUCUUCUACCCGUUUGGGGAUGACGGCGAUGAAGGUACACUGUCCCCGCUCUUCUCCAUCCUUCUUUGGAUCGCAGUGGCCAUCUGCACGUCUGUGCUGUUCUUCUUCUCCAAGCCUGUGGGCAUCCGGCCAUUUCUUGUGUCUGUCAUGCUCAGAUCAAUAUACACCAUUGGCCUGGGGCCGACGCUGAUACUUCUCGGUGCUGCCAACCUCUGUAAUAAGAUCGUGUUCCUGGUGAGUUUUGUGGGAAACCGAGGCACGUUCACCAGAGGUUACCAAGCGGUCAUUCUGGACAUGGCCUUCCUCUACCAUGUGGCGUACGUCCUGGUCUGCAUGCUGGGCCUCUUUGUCCAUGAGUUCUUCUACAGCUUUCUGCUUUUUGAUUUGGUGUACAGAGAGGAGACCCUGCUGAACGUCAUCAAAAGCGUCACCCGGAAUGGCCGCUCCAUCAUCCUGACUGCGGUCCUCGCCCUCAUCCUGGUCUACCUGUUCUCCAUCAUCGGCUUCCUUUUCCUAAAGGAUGACUUCACCAUGGAAGUUGACAGGCUGAAGAACAGAACUCCAGCCACAGGUAAUCACGGUGUGCCCACCAUGACCUUACCUUCCAUGAUGGGAACCUGCCAGAAGGAAAACUGCUCACCCACAAUCCCCUCUUCAGACACAGUUGAUGAAGGGAGUGAAGAUGGCAUUGAAAGGACAUGUGACACCCUGCUCAUGUGCAUUGUCACGGUGCUGAACCAGGGCCUCAGGAACGGCGGCGGAGUCGGGGACGUGCUGAGACGACCAUCGAAAGAUGAGCCCUUGUUCGCUGCCCGGGUGGUGUACGACCUGCUUUUCUUCUUCAUCGUCAUUAUUAUUGUUCUUAACCUGAUCUUCGGUGUGAUCAUCGACACCUUUGCUGACCUCAGAAGCGAGAAGCAGAAGAAAGAAGAAAUUCUCAAGACAACCUGUUUCAUCUGCGGCCUGGAGAGGGACAAGUUUGACAACAAGACGGUCUCCUUCGAGGAGCACAUCAAGUCGGAGCACAACAUGUGGCACUACCUGUACUUCAUCGUCCUGGUGAAGGUGAAGGACCCGACGGAGUACACAGGGCCCGAGAGCUACGUGGCCCAGAUGAUCAUGGAGAGGAAUUUGGACUGGUUUCCUCGGAUGCGAGCCAUGUCACUCGUCAGCAACGAAGGCGACACCGAGCAAAACGAGAUCCGGAACUUGCAGGAGAAGCUGGAGUCCACCAUGAGCCUGGUGAAGCAGCUCUCGGGGCAGCUGGCCGAGCUGAAGGAGCAGAUGACAGAACAAAGAAAGAACAAGCAGAGGCUCGGCUUCCUCGGAUCAAACACACCCCAUGUGAACCAUCACAUGCCACCGCACUGACACCAUGGGGGCACGCCGUGACCAGCCUUUCAUCAGAUGCCUGCCUCAUCGGAUGGAGAGAGAGGGAGGGAGGGAACAGUGGCUAUUGUUGGAAAGCUAAAAAACAACUAAGUGCCAAGACGCUGAGCCGUUUAGCUCCCAGAACAAUCCAUAACUGUGUUUUCAUGCCUGAGAAGACUCGAGCUAAAACAAAACAAAACAACAGCAUAGGGCACAAGACUCUCCGUGCAGCAGGAAGUAACCAGCCUGACCCGGGGAGGGGC